This is a messenger RNA of Protopterus annectens (West African lungfish), 2547 nucleotides long. RefSeq names its product cathepsin E (gene CTSE). The transcript is spliced from 9 exons. Gene Ontology annotation, molecular function: aspartic-type endopeptidase activity. Gene Ontology annotation, biological process: proteolysis. NCBI's taxonomy places the organism in Eukaryota, Metazoa, Chordata, Ceratodontiformes, Protopteridae. Bases 82 to 1299 code for a protein of 405 amino acids. The record is from RefSeq and is a predicted model, not a curated record.
GAUGUGCUUAGAAAACACCCUCGGCCAGAAACUUCUUUUACAGUCAACUGUUGCUGCACGUCUUUGUUUUGUAACAGGAUCAUGCUAUUGCUAUGGAUUUGCAUGGAAGUUUUUCAGAUUCAUCUGCCUGAAUUAAUCCAGCUAGUUCGAUUUAAAUCAAUUAGGAAUAAAUUAAGAGAACAGAAAGAACUGGAUGAGUUUUUGAAACAUCACCAACUCGGCAUUUUUGCUCUGAAGUAUGCACACUGUUAUCCUGCGGACAUUACCUUUUGGCAUUCUGGCUCUGCUUCAGAGAGAUUGUAUAAUUACAUGGAUGCACAGUACUAUGGAGAGGUGACCAUUGGCACUCCACCACAGCGAUUUACAGUGAUAUUUGACACUGGAUCAUCGAACUUUUGGAUACCAUCAUCAUAUUGCAUCAGUGAGGCCUGCAGAGUGCAUCAAAAAUUUGAAUCAUUUUUGUCAAAGACAUAUACACAUAGUGGAGAACACUUAGCUAUCAAGUAUGGAACUGGACAAAUCCUAGGAAUUGUGGGCAAAGACAAAGUAACGAUUUCUAAUCUUACCAUCUGGGAACAAGAGUUUGGAGAAUCUGUUUUUGAGCCUGGGUUGACAUUUAAACUAGCUCAGUUUGAUGGAAUACUGGGUUUAGGAUACCCAUCUUUGGCAGUUGGAGGUGCUACUCCAGUAUUUGAUCGAAUGAUAGAACAGCACAAAGUCAACAGUCCAGUGUUUUCCUUUUUUUUAAAAAGAGGAAAAGGUGAUUCUUAUGGCGGAGAAUUGCUGCUGGGUGGCAUAGACCAUGCUCUGUACAAAGGCACACUGAACUGGAUACCUGUUACUGAGAAGGGUUACUGGCAAAUCAAAAUGGACAAUAUAAAAAUACAAGGGAGCGUGGCUUUAUGUUCAGAAAGUUGUCAGGCUAUCCUUGACACAGGCACCUCUUUAAUUACUGGACCCUCUAAAGAUAUUAAAAGAAUUCAAGAAUCAAUUGGUGCAUCACCUACAGUGUAUGGCGAGUACUACAUAGAUUGCAGACGACUGUCUAGCCUGCCGAGUAUUACAUUUACUAUUGGAGAAGUUGAGUAUACACUGACAGCUGAACAAUAUGUUUUGAAGGAGACUGAAAAAGAGACAACGGUAUGUAUCAGUGGAUUUCAAAGUAGUGACAUAGUCACUCCAUCCGGGCCACUCUGGAUCCUUGGCGAUGUUUUUAUAACGGAAUUUUAUAGCAUUUUUGAUCGUGGGAAUGAUAGAAUAGGACUAGCUAAAGCAAACAAUCACCACCUUAAGCCAUAAUGUUUUCAGUAAAUUGAUUAUAGUUGAAAAUGCAAAUACAUAUGGCCAUGUUUUAUUGACAUUUGUUCCUGUACCUACAGGUGUGUUUGUGUCCUCAGUCAUGUUGCUUGCAUCCCUGAGUAACACACACACACACACACACACACACACACACACACACACACACACACACACACACACACACACACACACACACACACACACAAACGCACACUUUGUGCUUAUAGUCCACCUUUCCUUCCAUGUCCCAUCCAGUACAUAACCUAAUAAACCUAAACUCACCUCCAGCAACCAAAUUCAUAGAACACAUGUUUGUAUAACCCUAGCACUUCAAUCUCCACCACAAUACAGUUCAUUAACCCCCUGUCUCCAUUCAGUAUACAGAACAUACAUAACAAAAAUACCUCUUGUAUAACAAAUCCCUGACUCAUACAGCAGAAAAAGAACCCCACCAUGUUUAUGUCCAUCUACCAUAUGCACCACCCUUUACAUUUCAGUCCAGUAGGAAGCUCAUUCCCCAGCACACCUAUUUUAAUUUUACCCUCCCCUUAACUCAGCUUCUGACACAUAGUAAUAAUGUAAGCAUUUACUCCCCCUUGCUACAGAAUUCAAGGCACACAUAUUACUAUUAUGAAGCUAUUCUUCUAUGAAGUUCUUGGUACCCAUACUCUUAUGAACCCUUCAUCUUUGAUAUGUUUUUCCUAGUGCUCCUGUUACUAGCCUCCCCCCCCCCACACUCACAAUAAAGACCCUGGCCCACAUAUUACUACAAAAUGUCCCCUAACUUUUAAUUUCAUUUCUUAACAUACAUAGUUAUGGCUAUUUCAGUGCCUAACAAUUUUCUUAAACAUUGCUCUUCCACUGGUCACAGUUUUGUUUUCAUUUUGCCCCCACCUAUAAAAGGCUGUAUCUCCAAUGCCAGGGCAGUCAGUUUUAAAAUAUGAUUAGUCUGUGCAUUAAAAGAUGAAGCAACUGUGCUAUUAAUUUUUGUUUGAUUUUGUUUGAUUUUUUUUCUGCCUUAACACUUUGAAUUGAAAUACUUAAAAAAAACAUAAAUUUCAAGGUCAAAUAAAUAUUCUUUUUAGAUAUGAUAUGAUACAAUGCUAUAUCAAUGCAAUAUAUUCAUAGCAUUUCUAGUUGUCUUCCUGAAUAAAACAAUAGAUACAAGUUUGCUGUAAGGCAAAUAUUCUACAACAUUCCAGUUUUUCAUUUUCUGAAUAAAAUGUAAUGAUGCAGUCUUUAUUACAA